Molecule: messenger RNA, 1323 nt
Organism: Rhagoletis pomonella (apple maggot)
Lineage: Eukaryota; Metazoa; Arthropoda; Insecta; Diptera; Tephritidae
Gene: Coa7
Product: cytochrome c oxidase assembly factor 7 homolog
Exons: 3
Coding region: 147-929 (260 amino acids)
Cellular component (GO): mitochondrial intermembrane space
Molecular function (GO): protein binding
Source: RefSeq, a predicted model, not a curated record
AAGCAACACUGUCCGUCCCUCUAGUGAUUUUGACGUUUUACUAGUUUUCCGCAAAUCUUAUUUUUUUUCGGCAAUUUUCUACUGUUGCUACUGUUUCAGCCGCCUGUGAAAUUAAAAGUGAUAAAAGUGGAAAUCCAGAAUAAAUCAUGGCUUACGAUCUGAAGAAGGAAUCGGAUGUUAAGGAGUACAUAGAGAAGUUGGGCAUCGAAUAUCGUUUCGGUUGUUAUUCAGAGAAGAAACCUGAGGUUUGCCAUUUGCUCGGUGACUACUUGGAGGGCAUUAAGAAAGACUUUGAAAAGGCGGCUAAAGUAUACAAAUCCACAUGCGAUGAUUAUGGCUAUGCAAAGUCCUGCUUCAAAUUUGGUAACUACAGCUUUUUGGGUAAAGGUAAAAGCGGCAGCAAGGGUGAUCCACGUAGCGCAUACACAUAUUACGAAAAAGGCUGUAUUCUAAACGAUCCAGAUGCUUGUUUACAUACAGGACUGCUGCUGGUAUCACGUUCCAUGCAUAAGGAGAUCGACCGGAAUGUGCCGAAGGGCAUCGAGUUCCUAUCAAAGAGUUGCGACAUGAAUAAUGCCACCGCCUGUUUCUACCUCUCUGGCAUGCAUAUAUCCGGUGUACAGAAGAAGGCGGAAAUAUCAACGCACCUUAGCACACCUGAUACUAACAAAAAGGCGGCGUCGAAAGACAGUGACUUCAUCCUACAAAAGGAUAUGAAGAAGGCAUUCGAAUUCGCGUUUAAAGCUUGUGAGCUUCGCAAUAUGUACGCAUGCGCAAAUCUAAGCCAAAUGUAUGCGCGUGGCGAUGGCAUUGAAAAAAAUGAUAAAGAAGCUGAGAAGUAUAAGAAAAUGGCAUUAGAAAUGCAAGAUGAAGUGAAGAAACAACAGCAGACGCUUGAUUUUCAACAGGGCAUAAAAAUGCCUAACUGAGUGUGAAGGAGCGAGGGGAAGUUUGUGUUUCGAGCGCUACCAUAAAUUGUAACAAUUUAAGCGCAAAUUAAGGAAAACAAACAUUGAGACGCGGCAAUAGUAAAAGUAGCUGACUUUUUAUUAAUUAAAUUAACGAUAUUUGGAGGGAAAAACAAAAAAAAGCGAGAAAUGUAAAAAAAAAUAUUUAGUUUGGGCAACACCUUAAUUUGUAAAUACAUAUAUAACUACCAGGAAAAAUAGAAGCCUUAGCAGAGACAAGAAUCCUGGCAAGAGCAUAGUUAAUGCGUGACAUUUUGAAAUUUAGCUUCCUCGCUUUUGUUAGGCAAGGCUAAUUGUAUAAGUUAAAGUUAAUUCAAUGUUCGUUUUUUUUUUGUGAGCGGUUCACAAUUCAAAU